AUGUCGGUGCCCGGAGCGGCGGUGCAUGAUCCGUUUGUGUGGCGGAUUGUGUCGCCGGCUGAGCCGCAGACGCCUGUCCUGCGGUACGGACACACCGCGAUCGAGUUUGAUGGGUGCAUGUACGUGUUUGGCGGGUUCAAUCCCGAGGUAGGCACGCUGGCCGACCUCUGGGUCUUUCACUUUGACUCGAACGUGUGGACGCAGCUUGAGCCCGGGGGCGACCUCCCUGCACCGCGGUUCUACCACUCUGCGGUGCGAUGCGGGCGGGCGAUGUACGUGUUUGGCGGACACUCGGGCCACGGCGGGACGUACUACGACGACGUUCUCAAGUUCGACUUUGACGAGUGCGAGUGGGUGCCCGUGCAAGUGAGCGGGCUUGUGCCUGCUGGGCGGCGGUCGCACACGGCGGUGGUCUGGCCGCCUGCCGGGCAGACCGUGGGCGAUGGCGGGGUCGAGCCGGAGCGGGCCAUGUAUGUGUUUGGCGGCUUUUGCGGAACGCACCACUCAUCACAGAUCCACCGACUUUCGCUGGUCACCUUUGAGUGGUCGCGUGUGGAAACUGUUGCCGAGACGGUCCCGCCAGUGUUGCAGCUCUCGCCGGCAGUCUCGCCGCGGGCAGUGUCUGCGGUUGAGAGUCCGGUUCUACGGACGCGGCCGGCUGGGCAGCAGCCGACCCGCCACCGGCGGCGGCCGUCGGGCGCCGACGUGAUGGGCGCCGACGGCGCGCCGCAGGCGCUCAAGGGCCACACUGCUGUGGUCCACGAGGGCUUGAUGUAUGUGUUUGGCGGUCAGACCGGAGCGCUCUCGGCGUCGUCGAUCCUGUUUCAGUACCAAUUUGCAACGCGGACGUGGCGGGUGCUCGAGUUUGACGGCGAGCCACCCGAGCUGCGGUCGGGUCACGUUGCUGUGACACACUACGGCGACAUGUACGUGUUUGGUGGCAAGCAUGGCGAGCGCGGGGUGGUCUGGCGGGUGGCGCUCCGGCCACAGGCCAACGGGCGCUUUGAGUGGCGGCGGAUCGAGUGCCGCGGCAUCCAGCCGCGCGCCCGCUCUUUUGCCUCGGCCGUUGUCUGCAACGACCGCAUUGUCGUUUUUGGUGGCUACGCCAACGACUCGAUCAAGAAGCGAAAGCACUUUCGCAAUGACCUGCUCGAGCUUGCGCUCGAGCCCAUCGUUGUCCCGCCGCCGUCGCUCGACUCGGACCUGCGCGCGUUUCUCAACUGCCCCGAGCUAGCCGAUGUCACCUUUCGGGUCGGCGCCUCCCGCGUCGCAGUCCCGGCUCACAAGCUCAUCCUCUGCGCCCGCUCCGAGACCUUCCGGCUCAUGUUCCGCAAUCCAAUGCGCGAGUCGCUCGAGUCGGUUGUCGAGCUGCCCGAGGUCGAGCCGACCGUCUUUGCGCCACUCCUCGAGUUUAUGUACACCGACCAUGUCCAGCUCCGCGGGCAGUUCGAGCUUGCGGCGCAACUCAUUCCGCUGGCCGAGCAGUACGCGCUCCCGCGGCUCAAGGCGCUAUGCAUCGACACGCUGCGGACCGCGAUCUCCGUCCCUAAUGUCGUGUUUCUCCUCAUGCUCGCCGAUCUCUACCACUCCGACGGCCUCAAGCGGCUCUGCCUCGACUUUAUGGUUGCUCAUCUCCCGGUUGUCCGCCAGCAGCCGUCAUUUGCCGAGCUCAAGCACAAUCCCGAGCUCCUGUUUGAGGUCAUGCAGCGGUUUGGCGUUGCCGCCCGGACGCGGUCGUAGUUGUUGCACAGCAAAGCUCCGUCGUCACAACAUGAGCCAUCCAUCGUCGUGUGUUCGUGUUCGUUACAAAUUAAAAAGGAAACAGAUUGUCGGAAA
This is a messenger RNA of Thecamonas trahens ATCC 50062, 1836 nucleotides long. RefSeq lists its product as uncharacterized. Gene Ontology annotation, molecular function: protein binding. The transcript has a single exon. Bases 1 to 1740 code for a protein of 579 amino acids. The record is from RefSeq and is a predicted model, not a curated record. NCBI's taxonomy places the organism in Eukaryota, Apusomonadida, Apusomonadidae. Gene Ontology annotation, cellular component: Golgi apparatus.